GUGCUCUUGAUAAUGAUAUUUUUAAAAUUACGUUGAGUGCAAUCUAAAAAUAGGUUGCCUAUCAGGAGUAUAGAAUAGUAUAGAUAGUAUUGCUCUAAAUGUUUGGUCAAGUGGAUACCUCUGAUUAAUUAAAUAACUCUAGUGAUAUAGAAAAAACAGAAAAUGAGAGAGCAAGUAGGUCACUGUGACAUCUGAUCAAGAACAUUUUCAUCUUUUGAAAGAUUACGAACACAUUGGAAUAAAAAGCACACAGAAGUGCAAGCUAUAAGCUUUUGUUUUUGUGAUUUUAUAGUUGCAGAGGAGCCAUUGUUUGCUACACAUAAAAAGGAAUUUCAUCCAAAGGAUAGGAUGGCGUGUGAGUUUUGUGCAUAUACCACAGGAAAAUGGAGUAAGCUGAAAAAACAUCACAUAAAAGUUCAUGUGGCUCUUUCAAAAGAAAACAUUGUUUCUGAUUUACUAAAGGACAAUUUCAGAGAGGAAACCUUGAUAUCUUCAUGUAAAUACCCACCAGAUUACAGAUCCACUUCUUCAAAUUGUGGAAAUUUUGAAGUCAAGUGCUCAAUACAGAAGGAGAAAGAAAAUGUAUCAUUAACUAAUGAAAAGAUAGCUGAGUUGUACCCAAUAUGUUCAAAACAUGUGAAAAGUUGCAGAUAAAUCAUGAAAAUAAAACAACUGGACCUCAAAAGUUACAGACUUUAACUGGGCAAAAAUGUGAAUGUGCUCUGGAGAAUUGUACAACUUGUCAACUAUACCAUAAAGAUAAACAGAGAGGCAGUGAUCCUCCAACUGAGAUUUCUGUGUGUGACAUUUGCCAAAAAAGUUUUAAAUCCUUAUCUCAUUUGGCUUCUCAUAAAAUUGUACACACUCCAUUGAAAUGUUACAUAUGUUGCCACUGUGAUAAAAGUUUUAACAUUGGAGAUGAAUAUGAUCUACACUUAGCAACACAUUUUAGGUAUAAGCCAUUUAAAGGUGAAAUUUGUGAAAAAUGUUAUGCAGAUAAACAAUACCUAAAAGCUCACAAUAGAUUGCAUAAUGGAGAAUCAAUUCACAAAUGUGAGAAAUGCAAUUACACUACGCCUCAUCUGUCUCGGCUAAAAGAACAUCAAAAGAUUCAUCUAAACCUUCAACUAGUUGAUGGUGUUGAAAAUGUACAAACUUGUGAUAUUUGCCAAAAAAGCUUUGUUUCUAUAGCUCACCAUUUGUCCCAUCAACUGAUACAUACACCUUUGAGGCUUUACAUAUGUAGUCAUUGUGACAGAGGCUUUAACUUACCAGAUGAAUAUGACCUGCACCUUGUAAAGAGACAUUUCAGGUACAGACCUUUCAGAUGUUCAUUGUGUGAGAAAACUUUUAGCAGGAACAAAAAUUUAACAAUUCAUACGAACAUACACACUAGGAAUUUACUGUAUAUGUGUUCAAAUUUUGACUACACAACAAACGAUAAAAGUCCUUUCUUAGAACAUUGGAGAGUUCACAUAAACAGUAAGCCUUUCACAUGCAAUUCUUGUGACUAUUCAGCUGCUUCUAGAGGUACUCUACAAAGACACUUGAGGACUCACUCUGGUGAGAAGCCAUUUUAUUGCAGCCUAUGUGACAAACGAUUCAGUCAACGUGUACAUUUAAUCUCACACAAACGGCAUAUUCAUCUAGUUUAACCAUACUACUGAAGACACACUACGAACAGUGUUAUCAUGUGUAGUUAAUCAAGGUAUGUUGGUGUGAAAGAUAUAAUGAUGACAUAAUGAGGAAAAAUAGUGACGUUUUGUGUAGAAACUGGUUGCUGUGUAUUGUGUGAGUUAAUCUUAGUCUUGGUGAAAGGGUGUAUAUGACCAGUGUGACUCAGUCAGUAGAGUGAAUCGUGAGACGUUCAU
Molecule: messenger RNA, 1871 nt
Organism: Physella acuta
Lineage: Eukaryota; Metazoa; Mollusca; Gastropoda; Physidae
Product: zinc finger protein 271
Biological process (GO): regulation of gene expression
Cellular component (GO): nucleus
Source: RefSeq, a predicted model, not a curated record